This is a messenger RNA of Cebus imitator (Panamanian white-faced capuchin), 1953 nucleotides long. It is a transcript of the gene FBXO24, whose product is annotated as F-box protein 24. Bases 1 to 1785 code for a protein of 594 amino acids. The transcript has 10 exons. Gene Ontology annotation, molecular function: protein binding. Lineage: Eukaryota; Metazoa; Chordata; Mammalia; Primates; Cebidae. The record is from RefSeq and is a predicted model, not a curated record.
AUGGGCGAGAAGGCGGUCCCUUUGCUAAGGAGGAGGCGGGUGAAGAGAAGCUGCCCUUCUUGUGGCCCGGAGCUUGGGGGUGAAGAGAAGAAGGGGAGAGGGAAUCCGAUUUCUGUCCAGUUGUUCCCCCCAGAGCUGGUGGAACAUAUCAUCUCAUUCCUCCCAGUCAGAGACCUUGUCGCCCUCGGCCAGACCUGCCGCUACUUCCACGAAGUGUGCGAUGCGGAGGGGGUGUGGAGACUCAUCUGUCGCAGGCUGAGUCCGCGCCUCCGAGAUCAGGGUUCUGGAGUCCGGCCCUGGAAGAGAGCUGCCAUUCUGAACUACACAAAGGGCCUGUAUUUCCAGGCAUUUGGAGGCCGCCGCCGAUGUCUCAGCAAGAGUGUAGCCCCCCUGCUAGCCCAUGGCUACCGCCGCUUCUUGCCCACCAAGGACCACGUCUUCAUUCUUGACUAUGUGGGGACCCUCUUCUUCCUCAAAAAUGCCCUGGUCUCCUCCACCCUUGGCCAGAUGCAGUGGAAGCGGGCCUGUCGCUAUGUUGUGUUGUGUCGUGGAGCCAAGGAUUUUGCCUCAGACCCAAGGUGUGACACAGCUUACCGAAAAUACCUCUAUGUCUUGGCCACUCGGGAGCAACAGGGAAUGGUGGGUACCACCAGCAGCCGGGCCUGUGACUGUGUGGAGGUCUACCUGCAGUCUAGUGGGCAGCGGGUCUUCAAGAUGACAUUCCACCACUCCAUGAGCUUCAAGCAGAUCGUGCUGGUUGGUCAGGAGACCCAGCGGGCUCUACUGCUCCUCACAGAGGAAGGAAAGAUCUACUCUUUGGUAGUGAAUGAGACCCAGCUGGACCAGCCACGCUCCUACACGGUUCAGCUGGCCCUGAGGAAGGUGUCCCACUGCCUGCCUCACCUGCGCGUGGCCUGCAUGACUUCCAACCAAAGCAGCACGCUCUACAUCACUGAACAGGGGGGAGUGUAUUUUGAGGUGCAUACCCCAGGGGUGUAUCGCGAUCUCUUUGGGACCCUUCAAGCCUUUGACCCCCUGGACCAGCAGAUGCCGCUUGCUCUCUCACUGCCUGCCAAGAUCCUGUUCUGUGCUCUUGGCUACAAUCACCUUGGCUUGGUGGAUGAAUUUGGCCGAAUCUUUAUGCAAGGAAAUAACAGAUAUGGGCAGCUAGGAACAGGGGACAAAAUGGACCGAGGGGAACCCACACAGGUUCGUUACCUGCAGCGGCCCAUCGCCCUGUGGUGUGGCCUCAACCACUCCCUAGUGCUGAGCCAGAGCUCGGACUUCAGCAAGGAGCUGCUGGGCUGCGGCUGCGGAGCUGGGGGCCGCCUACCCGGCUGGCCCAAGGGGAGUGCCUCCUUCGUCAAGCUCCAAGUCAAGGUCCCUCUGUGUGCCUGUGCCCUCUGCGCCACCAGGGACUGUCUCUACAUGCUAUCCAGCCAUGACAUUGAGGAGCACACCUCCUAUCGCGACCUGCCGGCCAGCAGGGUGGUGGGGACUCCCGAGCCCAGCCUAGGGGCACCUCAGGACCCCGGCGGGACGGCCCGGGCCUGCGAGGAGUACCUCAGCCAGAUCCACAGUUGCCAAACGUUGCAAGACCGCAUGGAGAAGAUGAAGGAGAUCGUAGGGUGGAUGCCCCUGAUGGCCGCACAGAAGGACUUCUUCUGGGAGGCCCUGGACAUGCUGCAGAGGGAUGUGGGAGGUGGGAGUGGCGGCCCCCAGCCCCUGAGAGCUAGCCCAACCCCUGGAGGGAGUCCGCCCCAGCCAGGGGCUAAGGAGCAAUGACCACUCUGCGCAUGCGUGUGGGAUGGGGUUGCUAGGGGCUGGGGACCACUAGCCAGGGUAGGGCAGGGAAUUGUUUUGUAAAAUAUUCAGGGGGCUGUCCAGGAGGGGCCCCCAACCUGACUAUCAUGGACAAGAAAUUUGAUGGAUAGAAUAAAAGGCUGCAGCGAG